GCAAACUCCUAUUCAUGGUUACCCACCUUCUCUUCUCAACCUCCUUCUAGAGUCAAACCCUUCCUCAUCCUUCUUCCACCUCCUACUUUCACUUUCAUACCCCCCACUAAUCAAAAUCUCACUUUCACACACCCAUUUCAUAUUUUCUUCCAUUUCAUAUCCAUAGAUUUUCCUUACCUUUACAUGUUUCAACAUGAAUUUCAAAACCUGCAGGAAAACAAAAAGAGGUUGCUGAAUCACAUCACAUGCAAUGAAACCUUAGUUGAUACUCUACAACGUUAUUGGAAUUGAGUAUUAUAUAUAUAACAACAAAGCUUAGUUCAUUUUGUGUCUUUACUUUAUACGGCAUUAUUAUUGGGAUUGUGAUCUUCACCAUGGCAACCACGUUUAAAGGAAUUUGCAAGAGUUUGAAGUACAUUACUCAGAUGUUUGUUGUGAAGGAAAGAGAGAUGGAAAUUGGGUACCCGACGGAUGUUAAGCAUGUGGCUCAUGUUGGAUGGGAUGGUCCCUCUGGGAAUGGACCCAGUUGGAUGGAUGAUUUUAAAAAAGUUCCUGAAUUUUCAACAUCAAUUGGUAACUUGGAUGAAAUUAGAGACUCCGAUCCUAUGGCUGUCACUUCAUUAUGGUCCUCCAUAGAAAAUCAACAAUCAUCAAACAUUUACAAAGGCAUCUCAUCUGCUGCAGGGGAUCCUCAUAUUGCAGAGAAGCCCAAGCAGAAAAAGGUUAAGUCAGCUUCCUCUUCCCGGUCACCAUCAUCUUCAUCAAGACGAUCAAGAGCAUCAAAAUCAAAGGCUACCUUCAAUGAGAGAGAAGCAAUACCAAUUGCUCUGAUGUAGCAGAUUCAAGACUAGGAAAUUAGCGAUAUUUGGCAUCACCAUAUGAAACAAAGUAUUCCUUUCCAGUAACCAGGGAAAGAAUGAUAAUAAAUAUGGCAGUGAAAGUUUUCCUGGCUUCUAGUUGGUAAAUUAUAAUCUAGUCCAGUGGGAGCAAAACCAAAUUUUUCGUUUGCAGACAGAAUAAAUAAAAAAAUAAAAAAAAACUAACGUGGUUAUUCACUUAUUCUGGGAAGGAAAUUUGUAAUGAGUGUUUGGUUUUCUCCAAAUCAUAUGCUGACCUUGAACUUACAAGCUGUGUCGUCAAUUUUGAAGAUUUAAAGGAAUGGCAUGGUGGUGUUUAGUAGUUGAAUGUCCGUUCUGUGGCAAGUGGCAUGUUUUUUCUUGUUUAUAAAUUAUAAUAGUCCAUUUUGAGCAUGCACUGGGGUGCUCAAAAUAUGGAAAUGGUAUUUGCAGCGUUCAGACGGACCUUGUAGAUUUUAUUUGUGCAUUAUAUGUUGUGACACUAAAUGAUAAGUAUUGCUAUUUUUCCCAUUCGAGUCUUUGAAAGAUAUUGUGAUGAUUUUCUCGUUUGUUCAUAGAUACUCCGAGUAGGGUAAGAUCAAGUCCUCACAGUCACAUAAUCUGCUCUUAUUGUGGCAAAUUUAUGGGCAAUUCUAAUU
Messenger RNA from Medicago truncatula (barrel medic), 1495 nucleotides. Its product is annotated as CRIB domain-containing protein RIC1. The transcript is spliced from 5 exons. The record is from RefSeq and is a predicted model, not a curated record. Bases 375 to 836 code for a protein of 153 amino acids. Lineage: Eukaryota; Viridiplantae; Streptophyta; Magnoliopsida; Fabales; Fabaceae.